Mandrillus leucophaeus (drill) is the source of this 6966-nucleotide messenger RNA. RefSeq names its product trans-golgi network protein 2 (gene TGOLN2). The transcript is spliced from 4 exons. The record is from RefSeq and is a predicted model, not a curated record. The coding region runs from base 415 to 2301 and encodes 628 amino acids. NCBI's taxonomy places the organism in Eukaryota, Metazoa, Chordata, Mammalia, Primates, Cercopithecidae. Gene Ontology annotation, cellular component: trans-Golgi network; trans-Golgi network transport vesicle; endosome.
CCCAAUAUGCGGAGAAAAUAAAUCUGCAUAGAAGAAAAGAGAAAUACACUAAUUAAGAAGGGAAAGUGUCCUUUUUUUUUUUUUUACAAAACUAAAUGGAAACAUAAUAAACUAAUGUAAGCGGUAACCUGUGGAGGAGUAGGAAGACUCUUCUAAGAAAGGUCUAUUUACUUUAAAAUCUGGUUAUCAUUUCUGAAACAUUAUACCGUAUUAUCUAUUCAAAAAACAUUAAAUGUUUAGAGGGCAGACAAUACACUAAAACAUUAAUAGUGAUUAUCCCGGAAGGGUGGCAGUCAGGUUUUGUUUUCUGCUUCUGUACUUUUACGACCAGAAAAAGGCUGCACUUUUUGGAAAAGAUGUUUGGCGACCUCGGAGAACACCGUCUCUGUGGAGUCGGGAAGGAGGAGGGCCGGGAUGCGAAGGCAACGCUUUGUAGGUGAUCGGAUGGAUUUGUUCCCACAUGGGAGAGACCAGAGCACCGCAUGUUUGUAUACUACCAAGAGGGAAACACGAAAAAAGCAGAGCAUAGAAACGCAAGCACAGGAUGGUGGUGGCCAAGAGGCGCCUGCCUCUAGCGACCUCACUUCCGCGGCCAGUGCGAGAGGCCAGGGAGCUCCAGCUCUGCCUGUAAGGUCUCGGAAGUACGCAGCGGAGAGGACGAAAAACGGAGGGCCAGUCUGUUGGGCUGUAGUAGAGACGAGAAACCAGGAAGAAGAGGCUCACUUUCCACUCAGCGACCGUAACCACCGCAGCGGAAGGCGAGCGCAGACAACAGCACCAGCGGCCCCAGCAAAUCUCGCCCUUUGUCUUGGCGGAAGCCGGAGACGGAAAGACGCGCGCAGCAGGGGCGGGACUGGACUGGAGAGGGGCCCCGCGCGCGGAUCUCGCGAGAGCGUUAGAGGGCGGAAGCGCUAUUCCAGCAGGAUGAGGUUCGUGGUUGCGUUAGUCCUCCUGAGCGUCGCAGUGGAUGGAGCCGCGUCGCUCUCGGACAAGAAAGAAGAAGCUGGAGUUCGGCCUUCUACAGAAAACGUCUCUACUUACCCCACCUUCAGCCAACAGCCUGGAGGCUCUACCAAGUCGGAUCCAGAGCCGCCCACUUCAGUAGACAGCCCUAGCAGGUUGGAUCCAGAGCCGCAGACUUCAAAAGACAGCCCAAGCAGGUCGGAUCCAGAGCCGCAGACUUCAAAAGACAGCCCUAGCAAGUCGGGUGCGGAGGCGCAGACCCCAGAAGACAACCCCAAAAAGUCGGGUGCGGAGGCAAAGACCCAAAAAGACAGCUCUAGCAAGUCAGGUUCGGAGGCUCAGAUCACAAAAGACAGCUCCAGCAAGUCGGGUGCGGAGGCAAAGACCCAAAAAGACAGCCCUAGCAAGUCGGGUUCGGAGGCGCAGACCACGAAAGACAGCACUAGCAAAUCGGGUGCGGAGGCGCCGACCACAAAAGACGUCCCUAAUAAGUCGGGUGCCGACGGCUGUAGCAAGUCGGGUGCGGAGGAUCAGAUCCCAAAAGACGUCCCUAACAAGUCAGGUGCGGAGAAGCAGACUCCAAAAGAUGCCGCUAACAAGUCCGGUGCAGAGGAGCAGGGCCCAAUAGACGGGUCUAGCAAGUCAGAUGCGGAGGAGCAGACCCCAAAAGACGGCCCUAGCAAGGUGGUUCCAGAGCAGCCUUCCAGGAAAGACCAUUCCAAGCCCGUCUCCAACCCUUCUGAUAACAAGGAGCUCCCCAAGGCUGACACAAACCAGUUAGCUGACAAAGGGAAGCUUUCUCCUCAUGCUUUCAAAACCGAAUCUGGGGAGGACACUGACCUCAUUUCUUCCCCGCAGGAGGAAGUUAAGUCUUCAGAGCCUACUGAGGAUGUGGAGCCCAAAGAGGCUGAAGAUGAUGAUACAGGACCCGAGGAGGGCUCACCGCCCAAAGAAGAGAAAGAAAAGAUGUCCGGUUCUGCCUCCAGUGAAAACCGUGAAGGGACACUUUUGGAUUCCAGGGGUAGCGAGAAGGAUGACCGUUAUGGGGAGAGUUCUGGAAAUGCCAGCGCGGAGAGCAGCCACUUCUUUGCAUAUCUGGUGACUGCAGCCAUUCUUGUGGCAGUCCUCUAUAUCGCUCAUCACAACAAGCGGAAGAUCAUUGCUUUUGUCCUGGAAGGAAAAAGAUCUAAAGUCACCCGGCGGCCAAAGGCCAGUGACUACCAACGUUUGGACCAGAAGUAUGUCUUAAUUCUGAAUGUGUUCCCUGCACCUCCUAAAAGAUCUUUUUUUUCUCCCCAAAGUCAUAACAGAAUGGUAUAUUCCUCUGGAAAAAGAUGAACGUCACCAAUGGAUUGUGCUGCUCUCGUUUCAGCUUUGAAUUUUUUGUCCUUGAGAACCUUGUCCUCCCUGCUGAUUUGUUUCUAAAUCAAAAGAAAUGAAGAAAAAAGUACUGUGACCUAAGAGACACCCUCCUCUAGGAUUUAGUGGCAAGUCUGGGCUGGCAGAGGUAGGGGGUUGCUUUGGGGUUUGCACCUGCACUUUGGUGACAUCGUUCUUCUGUGUUCCCCUUAUUUAUGCUGGUGGCUUCCAUCCAUUCCUCCUCUGAGUGUGAGUGGAGGGCCAUGUGGAAACACGGCUAUGACCAAAGGGAUAUCCCAGUCUGGGCAGGUUGCGCUGCUGACCACCCUCCCUUGGGGCCCGGGCUCUGUAGGAAAGUUGGCCCUUGAUUGUGGCAUUGCACUCUCACGGUUUCUCUCUGCAGACCUAGGGGAAAACUGCAGGUAGAAGUGCUUUUCUACUAAGGCCUCUUACUUUUGGGGGGAUGUGCCCUACAGAAGACAUAGAAGAUGGGGAAAUGCCGAUGGGCAAAGAGCUACUUUGAAUACAUAAUUCUCUUCAAAGACUUCAGCAGCAAACCAAAACAGCAGGUUAAAAAAAAAAAUGCUUUUCUGGGUGCAAGUCUAACCUGUCUAGCAUGAGAUCUUCUUGAUUUUCUGAUUAUUUUAUGUAACUUGAAACAAAGUGAAUCAGCUUCCACUUGGUUGUGCCGAGCAUAAAACAGAACUUGGGCUUCCUAAUAGGCCACUGUCCCAUCACAGAUUUUUAAAAUAAAUAUGAUUUGAAAUAGUGUGAUCUUUCACACAAUCAUACUCAGUAGGAACUUUUUGAAAUAGGGCAACUUCAUGUUUCAUGCGAGAAAACAUGAAGGAGGGUUUUGGUUUUGGUCUGCAGUUUUUCCAAAGGGCUUUUAUGAGAUACAUUUCCCACAAAGUCCAUUUGGCCUUUGUUGCCUAAAACAGACAAAAUAGACUUAGAUUUAUUAAUAGAAACUAACUAUACUCUCUGCCCAUUUUUACCUCAGUGUAUUUAAUGGUCCUUUAAUCUGAUAUAAGAUGCCAAGGGUAUUUGAUAAAAAUUAUUCUUCCAUGCCAUGUCAGGAGUUAAUGCAAAUGAAGAGAUUCCGUGGGUUCCCCUGGGAUAAGUGAGGUUAGUGUCUUAGACCACACUAUUGUUUGAAGGUUUAUCUCUUCUAGUCAUGCUCUUCCACUUUGUAGACGGCCUAAAGAGAGUUGUUUUUGAGCUGAUCUCAGGGAAGUACAAAUAACUUGGGAGAUGAGGGACAAAAGAUGAUUCUGUGCUGUCAAGGCAGUAAGUCUGAAGAAAGGACCAUGCUUCUUAUAUUAUCUUCCACUUUGCUUAAAACAGCCCAUAGCUUUGAGUUGACAUUUUCAUUCUUGGCAGGUAGCCUACUUUAUGGAGGUAAGGAAUGAAGACCUACCCUUGGGUCAUUCUCUGUACUGAUGCAUCAGUCUUCUAAUACUUUGCACCAACCUGAGGAAUCUUCUUUUAGGCUCCUCUAGCAUCCCCUAAGACCGUGGCUAUUGCACUUCUCUCUCCCUGCCUGCCUCCCUUAUCCCUGCCUUUCCCCUCCUCGUGUUUUCUGAUUGUGCCCAUCUAUACCAGCUCCUUUCCUUCCACCUUCAUAUGCACCUGGAUUUUUCUGUUCCCAACUGUCCUAUUUGUUAUUCAUCCUGCUACUCAACUUCUCCAGCAUGUUGCUUCCCUUAAGUUGCCAUUCAUUCUCUUCAUGACUUUUACCAACUCACUUCGGUCUCUGUCUGUCAACUAAGCUUUUCUAAAGGUUACCAGUUAUCAGAUUACCAAAUCCAUGGCUUUUUCUCAAAGCUUAGUCUUGUCCUUGAUGGAACUGGACACUGUUGACCAUCCAAAUGGAAAUUCCCCUUUCUUGAUAUCUCUGACAAAUGGUCCUUUGCCUUAUCUUGUGCUGGUGGGAAAGAGGCCCUCAAAGCCAGGCCUCUCUAUUCCUUUGACUGUCUCCUCAGCCAUUCACAUCCAUUCUUCAUCCUUGGAGUGAGUGAUUCCCAAGUCUUUGUCUUGGCUUAGUACCUAAAGAACCCAGUGCUGCUGGUAUCGAAUAGUUCAGCUUGGUUGUCACAGAAAGGAAUUUCUCUCUUCUGCCCAUCAGCCUGCCCCUUCCAACUGUCCAGGUCUGUCUUCAGUCACCUGAAUUCCUAACUGCAGACUUUUGCCCUUUUUCUCUCUCAUCACCAAAGUCCUAUCCGUUUUUUAAAAAAUAAAAGAUCCUUAGCUACAGUCUUUUCGUUUUCCUUGCUUCUCUUGUUGCCCACCCCCAGCCCGUUUUACUUCUCUCUUGGAUUUUCUGUUUUCAGAUCCACAUUUACUGGGUUUCCUGUGCAGCUUCUUGGAAAGAAGUUCAAUCUUGGAAAGACUGAUCUUUCCAAAAUAUUUGCCCUGGUCUGAAGCUUUGGUCUGAACUUCUCGAGGCUUAGAGAAUCCAGUUACAGACUUUUUGGGGUUCAGGAUGCUAUAGAUUGACACCCUCCUGCCUGUCUUUCUCUGCAUCCCAACCUGGCCAAGGUCCCUCCUGUGGGGUGCCCAUCUGUGCCUUUAUUCUGGCUGUGCCCUCGACUUUCCAGCUUCCCAUGGUUCUUUGGUUAGGUUUCUCUUCCUUCUCUUCUUUCUCCUGCCUUCCCCAAUCUGCCUGUUUCUUCAGGGCCCAGCUCGUUUCCUCGUACGCCUUCCUCACUACCCCACCCCACGCUGUCAACUCCUUCCCUCAGCUCCACUAGCUCUUCAUCAUGCCACUCCUUUCAGAACUUCAACAAACCAGGGCGGUCAGGAUCUGAAGUCUUUCUGGUCUCCCCAGGCAAACUAAGCACUUGAGGGACAGCCCUUGGCAACGCUUUCCUGUCUGCUGAGCAUGGUGACCUUCCUUAGGACUUCCAGAGUUCAGUUCCUUCUGGCAGAUAUGUUUUCUUUUUCCAUGCCAUAUGGAUGUGACUCAAAUGUGGGGUCCCACAGCUUUUCCUGGCUACCACUUGCUGUGACCUUAUACAUGUUGGGUUUUGCUCUUGAAGAGGAGAGCAGGAAGAAAGGUUGGUUUCAGAAACCAAGAGGGAUGGCAGUGGACGAGUACAUUUUGUCACGGAGUCCACAGAGCUGAGCUUUUGAGCAGACUCUGAGAAGUAUCAUUGCUUGUGUUGAAAGAAUACAACAGGAUUUAAGUUUCUCUUUAGAAAUUGCACUGAAGAAAGGCAGGGCGCGGUGGCUCACCCCUGUAAUCCCAGCACUUUGGGAGGCCGAGGUGGGCGGAUCACGAGGUCAAGAGAUCGAGACCAUCCUGGCCAACAUGGUGAAACCUCGUCUCUAAUAAAAAUACAAAAAUUAGCCGGGCGUGGUGGCGUGCACCUGUAGUCCUAGCUACUAGGGAGACUGAAGCAGGAGAAUUGCUUGAAUCCGGGAGCCGGAGGUUGCGCUGCGCUGAGAUCAUGCCACUGCACUUCAGCCUGCCAAUAGAGCGAGACUCCGCUCAAAAAAAAAAAAAAAAAAAGCACUGAAGAAAAUACCACACAGCAAAGGAAAACUUAUUUUCUGCAAGGUGUCUUUUCAAAGAUAGAAUGUUUGAAGCAUGUUUCCUGGAGAUUGUGUGGAUGAGGGUGAGCUGGCUGAGGCAUCGUUCAAGCUGGGGGGUGUAAGAAGCACGUGCAGCCACAAGAGGCACCUCCUAUAGUCAGCUAAGGGCUUCCCUUUCUGCGCCCAGCUUUUGGGUGAAGGGUGAUUUCUGUUAGACAAAUCUGUGCUUCAGUCAUAGAUGUUAAUAGAGGAAGCAAUUUUCCUGCUGCAGAUCCCUGAAUAGAGUUGCUGAAACAGUCUAGUUCCGGACUUAGGGGAGUUCGAAGGCCAGUCUGUAGAAAGGCUGAGGCAACGGGGAAAGACUUGACAACUAGUUACAUAUGCUGUGACAUGGGACCCCCAUGAUGGCUUCCAGUGACACAUGUGCUGAUAGAAUUCUAAACCUCUGGAAUUUCCCUGCUGGUUAAUUCUAUGGCCCUUGACUGUACAGGGUGACCUGAUACCAGAUGCUGUGGGCGUGAUGAGAACUAGAGAACUCGCAGUGUGGAGGAAGCUGUGUGAGGCACCAGACCCUGUGCUUCUGCAGGCCAUUUCCUGAAAACCCCUGUUAGAAAGGUUGGGUUUAGUGUGACUUGCUUGAGCAAGAGUCCUUGGGAGAGAUUUUGAGGUUUAAUUUAACGGUAUCUCCAGAGCUAACAGUGACUCCAUUCAGCUAGUUCCGCAAGUCAGAUGUAAACUUAGAGUCUCCGUUGUGAAGGGUUUGGGUCUGAGCUGUAUAGUACGUCCGUGGGUAAGCCCAGCCCUUCACCCUCUGAUAGAUACUCCUUUAAUUCACCAGACUUCAUGUUCGAUACAUUAUUAAUAGUUGAAAUUGUUUCUCUUCUUUUGUAUUUUCCCAGUUAAUAGAUGGCUACUGUUUCCACAAUGUUUUAUAUUUUCAGCUUUUUGUAACUUAAUUACUUAAUUUUAUUUUUUUAAAGCUUGUUGCGGUCUAAUGAGAAGUAUUUUUCAGUGCAUAAUGUUUUUCCGAGCUUCUGUUAAUGCCAUCCCAAUGUAGUUUUGUUUUGUUGAACAGAAACCAAAAUAAAUUUCAAAAUGUUAAAGCAA